GAGCCGCGCGGCACCGCCUGCAGGAGCGGGAGGCGGGGCGGGCCGCAGCCGCCCCUCAGGCCGCCCCUCAGGCCGCCCCUCAGGCCGCCCCUCAGGCCGCCCCUCAGGCCGCCCCUCAGGCCGCCCCUCAGGCCGCCCCUCAGGCCGCCCCUCAGGCCGCCCCUCAGGCCGCCCCUCGCGGUUUCUGCUCUUCUUUUUCACUCCUAAAGCGGGGAUUUUACCCGCGUAGCUCGUGUGAGAUCCGUGCUGCAAAGCGCAGCUGUGAAGAGUUAGGCAAGUGGCAGUUUUCCUUGCGGCUGUAAAGGCGGGGAAAUUGCGGCUGCACUCCGAGAUGGGUAAAAUAUCCUGGUGUGCCUGCACACAGCCAGGCCAGGCCCAGCACCCAAGUUGCCAGGGUUCAGCUUCCCAAGUUCCAGGGGCCAGCUGAGGAGUGUGUCACUGAGAGCUGGAAGGUGCUGGGCAGUCAAGACCGUGGUGGCAACAGAGGGAGAAGGAUGAAAUCUCUGAGUGUUUGGACCUUGAAUCAGUAACGGGCUGGAAUAAACGUGGAGGGCAGGAGUCCAGUUGCUCCAGGUCAGAAUGACAUCGUACAGAGCUAACUCUUCUGGAAGCAGAGACAGGAGGAAACUCGACCUGCACAUUGUUGCACCAUCUGCUGGUAGCAUCUCCGUCGACAGACACACCUUGAACAGGGCUUGUAAUUCCUCUCAGACAUGGAUGGAUAUGUCCACACCUAGAGACACAAGACCACCAUUAUAAAGCUUCAAGAUUCAGGGUGAAGCAACUUGUCUGGCCUAGCUUCUCAGAGGAUGUUUAACUGACAGCCCCACUAGACUGCAUCAUGGAGAAGACAGACGCAGCCAGCCAGGCAGCCAAACCUGACGGGGAGAGGGAGCAGCCCCGCAGCCUCCCCUACUCCCUGGAGACGCCGUAUGGCUUUCACUUGGACCUGGACUUCCUGAAGUAUGUGGAUGACAUCGAGAAAGGGAACACCAUCAGAAGGGUGCACAUCCACCGGAAAGCCAAGCAGCCCAAAUUCAGCACCCUGCCCCGAAAUUUCAGCCUGCCUGAGAACGGCUGCCGUGGAUGCACGUCUGCUCCCAGCAAGAGCUGGACAGCGACCUGCUCCUUCCCCCAGCGAAAGGCGUCCCUGGGGGCCGAGGAGGCCCCUCAUCCCCUCCUGCCCAGCGAGCUGACCCUUCCCGAGGAGCCGAGUUACCGGAGAAAAGCCCUUUUGGCGGAGACGUGGCGGCAGGCGGAGCUGGGGCGGCCGGAGGAGGAGCUGUGGGGGCGGCCGCAGCUGCUUCGAGCCUCCAGCCUACCUGAGGCUCUGCCCCCCGGCCAGCCCCCUCCAGGGCACCCACGGCUGCCCUCACCCCUUCAGACACCCCCCCAGCCCUGCAACCAUCAGAGUGGCUCCGAAGGCAUGGUUCACCUCGUGCCACAUUCACCCAGCUCUGAUGGCAUCAUUCCCCAGAUGAGCUCAGAGCAAGACGUGUCCUUGGGGCAGAAGGAGCAUGCAGGGGGUGGCAGCCCAGGGAUGAUGCAGGUGCAUUCUCCGUGGCCCAGCCCACAUCCCACCACGCAGCAGCUGCAGGUGCUGAUGGAGAGUGGAGGUGAGGAGGGUGAUGCCACUGAGGCCAGUGGUUGCUCUGCCUUGGCCGAGGGUGAACCAGCCCCACCAGAUGCCCUCCAGCUUGCAGAGGAGAUCACAAACCCUGGGGAAGGACAGUUAAGCAUGAGUGAAAUUGCUCUGAAUGUGCUAGAGAAAUGUGAGGAUGGGAGUGUCCAGGAUGGAGAGGACAAGGAGAGCUGUGGUCCUCAGCUUCAGGACACAGGAGAGCCCAGCAGCAUCAUUGCUCUGAAGCAGCAGGUUGCUGCUCUGGAGGAGCAGCUCAGCAAGAAGAAGGAAGAGCUGGAGCAGGUCAAGGCAGUGUUGGAGCAGCAGGAUCAUGAGAUCAAGGAGAAGGAGAAAAGCAUUAAGUUACUGGCCAGAUCCAAAGCUCAACUGGAAGAGAAGCUGUCCCAGGAAAACACUGAGGAGUCCAAGCCACCGUCCAGGAGGAGCAGCGAGGCUCUGCAGUGCGCUGAUGCUGCGGUCAACACCGACCUCUCACAGGUAACUGGAGCCAAGCAAGCCCACGAUAAAGGCAUCAACGUAAAUAUCCCAGUCUCCACCAGAUCCAUAGGAUGCAGCAUCCGUGGAGCAGACAAUGCCCAGGCCAUGGAGUGGGGUGCUCAGAGAGAUCAGGGACUGGCAGACACUUACACCAGUGUCAGUGGAGAAGGAGCUGGACAUUUUGGGGAAGCCGACAUUGAGGCUGGCCUUCACACACCGUGCUUCACCCAGCUGAAGAUUGAUGAGCACCGCAGCGAUGACAAUCAAAAUCACAGGAACAACCACAACAGCCAGAGUCUCACUGCUGGUGCAGUGACAGCAGAAAGCUGUCAAGGAGCAAGAAUUGGCUCAAAUCCAGAAGAAAAUGAAGCAGGCUUUGGUGAAGAUAAACCUCGGGAAGGGCUGCAAGAGGAAAGUCCGCAUGACCACGAGGAUCUCCCUGCUGUUGACCCCAUUGGCCAAUAUGUAAAAAAAAUCCAGGAGCUUUUGCAGGAGCAGUGGCUGUGCCUGGAGCACGGCUACCCCGAGUUAGCCAGCGCCAUAAAGCAGCCGGCCUCCAAGCUCAGCUCCAUCCAGAACCAACUAGUUAAUUCCUUAAACUCGUUGCUGUCUGCCUACUCCACUCAAGGGCCAACUGAUAAGAAGAACUCAAACACACACUAUCAACAGUUGGAAAUCUCUCCAACCACAAGUCUUAAAUCUAUCAUGAAAAAGAAAGGUUGUGGUUUCCAUGCAGGAGGCAAUGGGACCAAAAAGAAUCUGCAGUUUGUUGGGGUAAAUGGUGGCUACGAGACAACUUCCAGCGAAGACACAAGUUGUGAAGACAGCCCAUCAGAUGGGGACGUGGAGAGCGAGACUGAGAGAAGAGCUGAUGAUUUGGAGCCCACACAGGGAAAGGCUGGAGGUGAAAGCAAGGAGGCUUCGUCAGGGACCUCCUCACAGGAGAGACAUGACGAUGAUGACCCACAGGAGCCAUCGGCAGAAGCAGCACCUUGCACUGAGCAUGAGGCUGACAGAUGCAAACCCUCUGAAGAUUUCCUUGCUGCCUGCCAGCUCCUCAGCGAGCACCUCUCGGAAAUCAGGACCACAAGCGACAAGCAUCUGCGGCACGUCCUGAGCAGCGUCUGCCAGGAGUGGUUCCGGGUGUCCAGCCACAAGACUUCCAGCCCAGAGGUGGUCGCAGGGUAUCUCGAGGUGCUGGGGACCAGCCAGCCCCAGCUGCUGGCCAUGCUGGUGAACCUGGCUGACAGGAACGGCAACACGGCUCUUCACUACAGCGUUUCCCACUCCAACUUCCCGAUUGCAAAGCUCCUGCUGGACACAGGCCUGUGCCGCCUGGACCUGCAGAACCGCGCCGGCUACACCGCCGUGAUGCUCACCCCCCUGGCGGCCGCCGAGACGGCCGAGGACAUGGAGGUGGUGAUGAAGCUGCUGAAGGAGGGGGACGUCAACCUGCGAGCUGCCCAGGGGGGCCAGACUGCCCUGAUGCUGGGGGUCAGCCACGAGCGGGAUGACAUGGUGAGAGCCCUCCUGACCUGCCAGGCUGAUGUCAACCUGCAGGACGAGGAGGGGACAACAGCCCUGAUGGUGGCCUGCAGGCAGGGCAACGCCGACAUGGUCCGGCUCCUCCUGGCCCAGCCCGGCUGCCAGGUCACGCUGACGGACAAGGGCGGGAACUCGGCCCUGUCCUUGGCCCGCGGGGACAUCGCGGCGCUCCUGCGAGCGCACACCGAGCAGAGCCCGCCCCUCUCCUGACCAGCGGGGAGAAGGCACCGGAUGGGGAGUGGGGAACAAACAGCUUCUGCUUGCUACGGUCCUGCUGCAGCUGCGGCCAAUAUCCUGGCUUUCCAUAGGGUGUGGGGCAAGGAACCCUGCCACUGAUCUGCCUCCAUUCCCUGUGUCCACCUUCCCUCCCUGCUCCUGCUUCCCCCAUGGAUGCACAUCACUGCCACACACCGAGCUCUCCUCUGCACUCCUCCCAGCACAAAUCUGGCAGGUGAGCGACUCAAACCAAGGAAAAAAGCACAUUAGAGAAGCAAUACUUAGUCUUCUGUAACCUUAGAUGAUGGUUUUAAUCAACUACUUAACUGUAUCUCAUUUAACUUGUAAGUUUGUGUCCUUAUAUUUAUUAUUAGCUCUUCUAUACAUAGCAGCAGUGAUUAUUCAGUACAUGUAACAACAAACACAAGCUGGACGGAUUUAUGUAAAGUGUAAAAUCCUAUUUAUGUUUGCUUCUGUGGGUCUGAGUUAAGAAUUAAAAGUUAAUGCUGUAGGAAAAUGUUUGAGUAGACCAGGCCCAAACACACAGACAAGUUUUGCCUCUAUUUGGACUUACCAUGUGGCUCUUACUUUUCCUCAUCAAGUUGGAGCUCAUGGGGAGGCAGAGCCCGUGGGGCUGCCCAGCCACACACACAGUGCUCGGGCAGCCGAGCGGAGCUGGUUAUCCCAAGAUCACAACAGGUUCCCAUCCCAGGAUGUGUUCAUGUAGUCCAAGAGUUUUGUGGAACAACUGUGCUGACAGAAACAAGCACCUGCUCUCUGCUUUCCCUCAUGCUGCACUUUCAGAUGCUCAACCUGCUCCCACAUAAAGCUGUGCUGUGGUUUAACUGCUGGAUUCAGCGGGUGCCAGGGCCUCCGUCACCUGGAAUCAUACAUAGAGCAGGUUUGUUUUUAUUAAUUAAAUCCCUCUGCUGCUGGCAAAGAGGGAGGGCACAGGGCCCACUUUUCCAAACAUCUUUACACUAAGUUCCUCUGUAGUGGAAAACACCAUUUCAUGAGGCUGUGCUGCAUCAGACCCUGAUGCUCUCCAUAGGCUUUGGUGGGCCUGGAUGCCCACCAGUUGAGCUGCUGGUACAACCUCACAAACCCAGCUCUACCUGCCAUCACUAAAAACCAUCUCCCUAGUUAGCCCAUUGCUUUUAAGCACUGCACUACUUUGGUUGCUUUCAAGUCAGUUCAUGUGAUGAUGAGGUCUCUCCUGAGCUGCCUUUUCCCCUUCCCUUGAACUGUAGAGCCCUUGCCCAGAGCCCCUCUCCUCAUGCUGGGAACACUGUCUGCCUGGCAGGGAGGGCAGGACAGCCCCAGCCCUGUUUUCAACUAAGUUCUGCCAUCUGCUCUAGUUUUGUUCCUUCAUGGUUUCAGUCAGACACGUUCACCAUCUCAAUCGUUUAUCUGCCUUUUUUUUAACUCAGAAUGCAGUUACCUCUUUAUGUAUAAAUAAACUCGAGUUAAACCGUUA
This is a messenger RNA of Apus apus (common swift), 5357 nucleotides long. RefSeq names its product KN motif and ankyrin repeat domains 4 (gene KANK4). The coding region runs from base 842 to 3874 and encodes 1010 amino acids. Lineage: Eukaryota; Metazoa; Chordata; Aves; Apodiformes; Apodidae. Gene Ontology annotation, biological process: negative regulation of actin filament polymerization. The record is from RefSeq and is a predicted model, not a curated record. Gene Ontology annotation, cellular component: cytoplasm; cytoskeleton. Gene Ontology annotation, molecular function: protein binding. The transcript is spliced from 13 exons.